UUUUUUUGAAUAAAAUGGAAGAUUUAAAUAAUAAAUAUAAAGAAAAUGAAGAAGAAUUUAAUAAUGAUGGAGAUGAAGACAAUUCUUCCAUUGAAGAAAAGUAUUUAUUAAUUAAUGAAUUACCCGAUUGGCAAUUAAUUGAUGAAAUUAGUAUUAAAUUAUUAGAACAAGGCAUUGGAAUAUUUGAAACAUUACAACAAGCACUUCCCUCUGUCGUAUUAGCACAAAUUAAUAAAGUAAUUUUAGAUGAAGAAAAACUAAAAAAUGAAGAAGAAAAUAAACAAAAUGUCUGUACAUCCUCACAAAUUUUAAAAUUAUUUCGUCUAGCCCAAUUCCAAAUAGAAUAUUUACUAAAAAGUCAGCAAGAGAUGGUUGUUAAAGUUGAAAAAAUGGAAAAAUUGGCUAAAAGAUAUAAAAAAGAAAAUAAAAUAAUUAAAAAACAAUUUUGUUAUGGACCUAAUAAUGAGAUUGAAAAUGAAGGAGAAACUGGAGAAAAGAAAAAUAAGAAAAAUAUUGAAGAAUGUAGUCAUUGGAAGAGAGAAUUGUUUAGGUGUAAUGAAUGUAAUAAAUUAUUUUUACAUUCAAAUUUUUUAUUUGAACAUAUUCAACGUAAACAUAACAAUAACCACAACAACAUUAAUUUAAAUAAUUUAAAUCCAAAUAGUAAAGCUAUUAAAAUUCUUGGAGUGAAAAAUAAUGAUUUUAUAUUAGACAAUAAUGAAGAAUUAAUUAAUAAUAAUAAAUUAAAUAAUAUAAAGAGACAAAGAAGAGGACAUUCACAAGGAUCGUGGAGAAGUUUACAAAGAAAAAACACCCAAAAACAACAAAACCACACAAACAAUCAAUUAUUAAUAAAUUCACAAAAACAAAAAACAUCUUCAUUUUAUUAUUAUCCUAGUAGUGAAAGAGCAUCUUCUGUUAGUGAAGAAAUUAUUGAAGAAAAAAAUAAAAAUAUAGGAGAGGGAAGUACAAAUAGAACAAUAAUAAUAAGUGAAAAUGAAGAAUAAAUUUUUAAUAAAAAUUUUUUCAAUAAAAUAGUUUUGUCGAGGAGACCAUGUUUUUUGCUGAUAAAAAUUAAAAUGUAUGCCUAAUCCCAUCGGUCUUAGGUACUGGCAAACUCAGAUCCCAGACACCCCCCCCAGUAAAUGACCUUAAAAAACUAUUUUUUCUAUAGUGAAAUGAGUGGUCGAGUGGUUUAAAUUUCGAUUAAUUAUUUAGUGGAGGCAAGGUUCGAAUCUUAUUGUUAGAGGUGUAAAAAAGUUUUUUCUUUCAAAAAAAAUAAAUUGCUAUAUUCUUUUUCGUUUACUAUUUAAUUUUUGUGUUUAAAAUAUUUUUUGGGGAGAACAGGUUUAUUUUCUCUUUAAAUAACACCUUUUAUUUCUUAACGAUUAUUUCACAAUCUUUUUUUUUCUAAACAAUUUUCCAAAAAAAAAUUAAUUUUUAAAAAUGUCAGAAACCAAAUUAGAAAUUAUUGUAAAUUAUUUUUGGAUAUUUUUUGGAGAGAUAUAUCAGCUUUGGGCAGCAUUAAUGUUUACACACAUUUUUUAUAUUUUGUUAAAAGAUUGGUUGGUAGAGGCA
Molecule: messenger RNA, 1578 nt
Organism: Meloidogyne enterolobii
Lineage: Eukaryota; Metazoa; Nematoda; Chromadorea; Rhabditida; Meloidogynidae
Source: the annotation of a GenBank genome assembly